AUGGAGAAGAGUCUUAGCCGACGAGUGAUUCUGUUUCCAGUUCCACUACAAGGCUGCAUGAACCCCAUGAUUCAGCUCGGUAAGAUGCUUCACUCAAGAGGUUUCUCCAUCACAGUGAUCCACACGCGCUUCAACGCGCCAAGAGCUUCAAGCCACCCUCUCUUCACCUUCUUACAGAUCCCUGAUGGCUUGUCCGAAACGGAGAAAAGACUUCACGAUGUCAAUCUGAUGCUCACUCUUCUCAACAAAAGAUGUGAGUCUCCGUUUCGCGACACUUUGACUAAACUCUUGCAGUCUGAAACAGAGGAAGCGAAACAGAGGAUUAGCUGUCUCAUCGAUGAUUCUCAAUGGGUCUUCACACAACCCCUAGCCAAGAGUUUGAAUCUUCCGAGAUUAGUCCUUAACGCCACCAAAGUCUCCUUCUUUCGGGGCCAUUUUGUUCUUCCUCAGCUCCGUCGGGAAAGAUUUCUUCCGUUACAAGAUUCAGAACAAGACGAUCCAGUUCCGGAGUUUCCACCGCAACGAAAGAAAGAUAUCUUCCGGCUUCUUGAUGAAGAAACUGAGAUACUAGAUGCGUACUUGAAUCAGAUUUACGAAGCGACAAAGGCGUCUUCAGGUCUAAUAUUCGUGUCGUCUUGUGAAGAGUUGGACCAAGAGUCACUGAUUCAAGCACGUCAAGAUUUUCAAAUCCCGAUCUUUGCGAUAGGACCUUCUCAUACCCACUUUCCAGCCUCGUCUAGUAGCUUACUUACACCAGACGAGACUUGCAUGCCAUGGUUAGACAAACAAGAAGACAAAUCCGUGAUUUACGUGAGCUUAGGGAGCCUCGUGACCAUCAGUGAAGCAGAGAUGUUGGAGAUUGCUUGGGGCCUAAGAAACAGUGACCAACCCUUCUUGUGGGUCGUGCGGGCUGGUUCGGUCAACGGGACAAAAUGGAUCGAGUCAAUCCCGGAAGAAGUCAUGGAAAGGCUUAAGGAGAAGGGAAAGAUUGUGAAAUGGGCUCCGCAACCAGACGUUCUUAAGCAUCGAGCCAUCGGAGGAUACUUGACACACAAUGGUUGGAACUCCACGGUUGAGAGUGUUUGUGAAGGCGUCCCUAUGAUCUGUUUGCCAUUUUUCUGGGACCAAAUGCUAAAUGCAAGAUUCGUCAGUGAGAUAUGGAUGGUCGGGCUGCAUCUAGAGAAUCGGAUUGAGAGAAAUGAGAUCGAGAAAGCGAUUAGGAGAUUGUUUUCGGAAACUGAAGGAGGAGAGAUCCGAGAGAGGAUGAAACUUCUUAAGGAGAAAGUAGGAAGAUCGGUUCAAGAAAACGGUUCGGCAUAUCGUUCUUUAGAAAAUUUGGUUGAUUAUAUAACAUCUUUCUAG
Messenger RNA from Microthlaspi erraticum, 1362 nucleotides. The record is from the annotation of a GenBank genome assembly. Lineage: Eukaryota; Viridiplantae; Streptophyta; Magnoliopsida; Brassicales; Brassicaceae.